AUGUCGCUGGGGGAGCGGGAAAUCGCGCGCGCCGGCAACAGUCGAGGUCCGCGGUGCGCAAGUACUUUGGAGGGGGAUAUUGUAAGAGGCAGCAGUCGGCCCAGUCGCGCCACGCCGGCCAUCCUGACGCGCGCCAAGCGCCGCCGUCCGGAACACAGUCCGCCUCCGGCCAUGGAGGUGCAGCUCGGCGCGCAGUUGGGCGAGGCCGAGUGGGUCUCGCCGGCGGCAGCCAAACCAGCACGGCCUCCAGCACCCGCCUGCAGCGCGGUCCGGUUUCGCGAGCAGCAGGGUGAUGCCGCCACAGGUGCGGCAGCGCGUGCCGCCACUGCCCGAGCUGCGCUGGACUGA
This is a messenger RNA of Pollicipes pollicipes, 348 nucleotides long. RefSeq lists its product as uncharacterized. Lineage: Eukaryota; Metazoa; Arthropoda; Thecostraca; Pollicipedomorpha; Pollicipedidae. Bases 1 to 348 code for a protein of 115 amino acids. The transcript has 5 exons. The record is from RefSeq and is a predicted model, not a curated record.